Molecule: messenger RNA, 3260 nt
Organism: Hyla sarda
Lineage: Eukaryota; Metazoa; Chordata; Amphibia; Anura; Hylidae
Gene: CPEB1
Product: cytoplasmic polyadenylation element binding protein 1
Exons: 12
Coding region: 337-1917 (526 amino acids)
Biological process (GO): negative regulation of cytoplasmic translation
Cellular component (GO): neuron projection; synapse; nucleus
Molecular function (GO): mRNA regulatory element binding translation repressor activity; ribosome binding; translation factor activity, RNA binding
Source: RefSeq, a predicted model, not a curated record
CACACUCCCCUGACCUGUGUCACACGUCACCACACACUCCCCUGACCUGUGUCACACGUCACCACACACUCCCCUGACCUGUGUCACACGUCACCACACACUCCCCUGACCUGUGCCCGGUUGGUGCCGCGUUCCGUCCAUCUAGGAAUAAGGACGUCCUGACGCUCACCCGAUAACGCCGCCCUCAGCUCCUCCCACAAGUGUUUCCAAGAGGCCGCUAGACAAGAGCAGCAGAAGGAUGAUCUAGGGAGAAGCAAGGAUUGCUGGGGAUGCCCUACAGACACCCCAGCACUCUCUACAUGCAGCAAUGCUGACAUCUUCCGCAGGAUAAACGCUAUGCUGGAUAAUUCUCUGGACUUUACUGGGGUCUGCACUACCCCUAAUGCCAAGGGUAAAUGUGACCAUCUUCAAGAUUUUACAGAUCCAGAAGGAGCUUCAAGCAGGAUGCUCUUCCCCACGUCACACGAUCAGACUCCUCGUGGCCUUCCUGACACAAAUGACUUGUGCCUUGGUCUGCAGUCCCUUAGCCUCGCAAGUUGGGACAGACCGUGGAGCACUCAGGACUCAGAGGUUUCUGGACAGUCCAGCACACAAUCUGCUGCCCAGUCAGUUUUCAACCUACUCAACCCCCUAGGAAAACCUCCACCUCUAGGCUUCUUGCCCUUGGAUCCAAUCGGCUCAGACUUGGUGGAAAAGUAUUCUUCACCACUCCUACGCAGCUCCCGCUUGGAUAGCCGCUCUAUCUUAGACUCUCGUUCUAGCAGCCCUUCUGAUUCAGACACUAGUGGAUUCAGCUCUGGCUCAGAUCACCUUUCAGAUUUGAUUUCUAGUCUGCGUAUUUCUUCACCUCUACCUUUUCUCCCAUUUGGAAGUGGAGUUACCCGGGACUCUCUAAAUAGAGUUGGCUCAAGGCUUGAUCCAGAUCAUGCUGCUCUAGCAGCAGCUUCUGGUUCCCCCAUAGGAAUGCCAAAAAGAUGGCCUGGCACAUCUGUAUGGCCAUCAUGGGAUUUGCUGGAAUCUGCUGAUGAUCCAUUCAGCAUUGAAAGGGAGGCACGCCUACACAGACAGGCUGCAGCUGUAAAUGAAGCUACAUGCACGUGGAGUGGUCAGCUGCCUCCUCGUAACUACAAAAACCCAGUUUAUUCCUGCAAAGUGUUUCUUGGAGGAGUUCCAUGGGACAUUACAGAGACUGGGCUAAUAAACACGUUCCGUGUGUUUGGUGCUCUAAGUGUUGAGUGGCCUGGUAAGGAUGGAAAACAUCCCCGUUGUCCUCCUAAAGGUAAUAUGCCUAAAGGCUAUGUGUACUUGGUAUUUGAAUCUGAAAAAUCUGUGAGGGCGCUACUUCAAGCCUGCACUCAGGACUUGCUAAGCCAAGAUGGCCUGAGUGAGCACUAUUUUAAGAUGUCAAGUCGCAGGAUGCGCUGCAAGGAGGUGCAGGUCAUUCCUUGGGUGCUGGCAGACAGCAAUUUUGUUCGUAGUCCAUCUCAGCGUCUGGAUCCCAGUAAAACUGUGUUUGUUGGGGCUCUGCAUGGAAUGCUGAAUGCUGAAGCACUUGCCUCUAUAAUGAAUGAUCUGUUUGGUGGUGUGGUCUAUGCAGGCAUUGAUACGGAUAAGCACAAGUACCCAAUUGGUUCUGGCCGUGUGACUUUCAACAAUCAGCGCAGUUAUCUGAAGGCUGUUAGUGCUGCAUUUGUGGAGAUAAAAACUGCCAAGUUUACCAAGAAGGUCCAGAUUGACCCUUACCUUGAAGACUCUGUGUGCCAGAUUUGCAACUCUCAGCCAGGACCCUUCUUCUGCAGAGACCAGGUUUGCUUCAAGUACUUCUGCCGUUCUUGCUGGCACUGGCAGCACUCAAUGGAGAUCCUACGUCACCACCGCCCUUUAAUGCGCAACCAGAAAAGCCGUGACUCCAGUUAAAGAAAGUUGCCAGCUAAGAACUUUAAUUCAGUGAAUGUGCUGAAGAGGACACUGCGCCCUAUGUCCCUCCAGACAGCAGGAGCAUCAUAGAUCUUUCCAGGAUUAUUGUGGAAGUCAGCAGAUGGUGGGGGGAAGUCACUUUAUUUUGUUUGGCACUUACUGUUUGCUGUACCUUGUAAGUGUUCUGCACUUGUGCACAGUGAAGUUUUGCCAGGGAUACUGUCUGUGUUUUUUGUAGGGUUUUUGUUUUUUUGGUGGCUUUUUUUAUGUAAUGGGGCAGAGUACUCUAGUAGUCUUUGCAGUACCCAUAUUAAGCUCCAACACUUGCUGAAUGUAAGCAAUGUGUGGACAGUAUCUGAUGGUUUAUUGCCUUUGCCUUUUUUUUUUUUCCCCUUUUUUAUUACAGGCGCUUUUUUACAUUCCUUGCAAAUACUGUGGGUGAUACAUAUUUCAUUAAGCUGUUACCCAGUUUUUUGCCGUUGCCAUACAGUGCCUUCUGAUUACUUUAUAAUGUCCUUCUGAACCACAAAUGAGCUGUUCAGUUGGCAUUUUUACUGAAACAACAAUAGCAGGAUCUGCUCUUAAUUUAAACCAAAUCAUAUUACAUAUUUUACCCUCUGUGGGAUUUUUACCUGUUCCUUUUUUACACUCUUAAGAUGGUUUUUAAGUCCAUUUUUUUUUCCUUUCCUGGCAGCUUUUAACAUAAUUGCAAUUGUUCUGUUUCUGGGAGCUGCUAGUUGAAAAGAACAUAAAAAUAAAAUACUUAUUUGUACAACAGAAUUUGCAACAAAACUACAGACUUGGGGCCUUGGCUGAAACAGAUAAAUAUCCUGUGUGAAUAUAGUUUUAAGGAUGUUUGUUGCACUUUUUUAAUUUGCACUUCAGGGGAUGGUAGUUUUUAAUCACUUCCUAUUUGGUUGGCUGGACAGAAAAUGGCUGUAAUUUUCUUUUUGAGAAUGGGGUAGAGGCAAGAGAUGAGACCUUUCUCCUGGAGGGAAUGUGCCCAUGCUCUUGGUUUGAGUAUUUUGUUAUAGGAAGCAGCUGACUUAUGCAAAUUGUUGCAAGCCUUUAAAGUUUGUCCAUUUUUCUUUUUUUAUUUCUGUACCCACCCCCCUUUGUAAGCUCUGUGCCAAAGAUCCCACGGUCUGUAUCCCCCUCUUUUCCAGUACAUGCUGAGCUAAAUCUGCACUAGCUGCCCUAAUAUGGGCAUUUCUGUGAAGCUGCGUGUGUAAAGUCUCUACCUCAUUGUAGUUAUGCAAGCAGAAAAUGCACUUAACCUACAGAUGUGGUGUCGUUUAUUUUUGUUUGGCACAUAAUAAACACGUUGAAGCAGUGAAACAAUG